AUGAGGGUGUGGAAAUAAUCAAACUACGUCUUCUGCCUUGGCUGGAAGCUGCUUUUACUGCUGCUUCAACAGGAAAAGCUCUUGACAGUAAAGUCCCUUCUCUACAGGCUUAAAACACUUCAAGCCCAGGAGGAUGCCCGCCACAGAAACUCAGAACCUAGACGUUCAGAACAGUACAGAUCAGAACGUAGUUCCCUCAAGCGCACCUCAGAACAGCGACACACAGACAAGAGGCCCUCAGAACCCCGAGCUUCAGAGCAGCGGAACUCAGAGAUAGCUGACUAUGAGAAACAGGUCCGAAACCUGAAGGAUGAGAUAGCUGUUCUGUCUUCUGAAAAGACUGGUCUCCAAGGAAGGUCUGCCAGAAGCCGGUCUCCUAGCCCCGUCCACCGGAACCGCAGCUGCAGCCCCAACCGCAGCCGCAGCGGGAGCCGCUCUGGCAGCCCCUCGGUUGCAAUCGCCAAGAUCAGAAGUCCAUCCCCGAAUCGUUCCAAAAUGUCCAGCGUGGCGCGCAAGGCUGCACUGCUGUCCCGGUUCAGUGACGCUUACUCCCAGGCCCGCCUGGAUGCCCAGUGCCUGCUGCGGCGAUGCAUCGACAAGGCGGAGACCGUGCAGAGGAUCAUCUACAUCGCUACCGUGGAGGCGUUCCACGUGGCUAAAAUGGCAUUCCGACAUUUCAAGAUCCGGGUGAGGAAGUCACUGACGCCGUCUUACGUAGGGUCCAAUGACUUUGAGACUGCUGUCUCCGAGUAUAUCAUUUGUCACCUUGAUCUAUAUGAUUCCCAAAGCAGUGUUAAUGAUGUGAUCCGAGCCAUGAAUGUCAACCCUAAGAUCUCCUUCCCUCCUGAAGUUGACUUUUGCCUCCUCAGUGACUUCAUCCAGGAGAUUUGCUGCAUUGCUUUUGCAAUGCAGUCUUUAGACCCACCUCUUGACAUUGCAUUCGGGGCUGAUGGAGAAGUAUUUAAUGAUUGCAAGUACCGCCGAAGCUAUGACUCAGAUUUUGCUGCUCCUUUGGUCUUUUAUCACGUCUGGCCUGCUCUCAUGGAGAACGACUGUGUCAUUAUGAAGGGAGAAGCUGUCACCAGAAGAGGGGCUUUUUGGAAUUCGAUGCGGUCUGUAAGUCGUUGUCGAAGCAGGAGUUUAAGUCCCAUCUACCCACGUAGCCACAUUGGGUUAAGUACGGUGUCUCGAAGCCGGAGUCCUUCUCCAAUAAGAUGUUUGUUGCCAAGAUUUUAAAGCCACCAGACAUGUUCCUUCGCCACACUCCAGGGUAACAGCCAAGUUCUCCAGUGCCUCCAUCUGCCUGCCUGCCUUGUCUGCCUCUGACCUCACUUAACAUGAUAUGAAAAGGCAAUUCCGUGUAUCACUCCACACAGAGAGUUAAACGUUUUGUCUUAGCGCAUUUGUAACUUUAGGUACAUUGCAUUUGAUUUAUACUUUCUAGGUACAAAUUCCAUUAAUUUCAUAAAAACGAUUGUAUAGGCAUUUAGGAUCAUAUUCAUUCGAAGCAAAGUCCAUUACAUAGAUUCAGGAUUUCCAUUCUGAAAUAUGGGGCUCUUUUAUAGCAACCCUAUGGACAAAAGUAGAAAUUCUGCUUAUCAUGCUAAAUCUAAAAGGAAGGCUAAGUUGCUCAGUUUACCUAUUAUAAAUGCUACAAUUGCUUAUAUUAACUUUUAACCUGAAACCAAAAUUGGUUGUUUAAAUUGGCUUUUAAUGCUUGGAGGUUAGUGCCAGUCUCAGGUUGGAGAACUUAGAGCAGUAGUAGCAGUGAUUUGAAGUUAAAUGUAGAAGAUAAUAACGUAUAACAUAAUUUUAAUUGGUUUGCUUAUUCUUACUUGGAGAGAGUCUCAUUUGGGUUAGUGGAGAACCACAUGUCAAAGUCAACUUUCAGAUGAAUGAUUUGAUUGAGGCCAACUUGAGAUCAAUAUUAAUUACUCUGUGUUUAUCUCCUAGGAAUUUUCUAUUUUAAUGUAUGUGUUAAAUAUAAAUAUAAAGUUACUGGGGAGCUGUCCUUUAUCAGCUUCACCUAGUUGUUUGCAAGUUCAGACCUCCUUGAACUCCAUUCAAGGCUCCAAACUAAGGUGUCAUUUAUUAUUAUUAUUUUUU
This is a messenger RNA of Dipodomys spectabilis (banner-tailed kangaroo rat), 2106 nucleotides long. It is a transcript of the gene Spata18, whose product is annotated as spermatogenesis associated 18. Lineage: Eukaryota; Metazoa; Chordata; Mammalia; Rodentia; Heteromyidae. Gene Ontology annotation, biological process: mitochondrial protein catabolic process; mitophagy by internal vacuole formation. The transcript is spliced from 10 exons. Gene Ontology annotation, cellular component: mitochondrial outer membrane. The record is from RefSeq and is a predicted model, not a curated record.